Xiphophorus hellerii (green swordtail) is the source of this 3658-nucleotide messenger RNA. Its product is annotated as disintegrin and metalloproteinase domain-containing protein 17-like. NCBI's taxonomy places the organism in Eukaryota, Metazoa, Chordata, Actinopteri, Cyprinodontiformes, Poeciliidae. Gene Ontology annotation, biological process: membrane protein ectodomain proteolysis; Notch signaling pathway. Gene Ontology annotation, molecular function: metalloendopeptidase activity. The transcript has 20 exons. Gene Ontology annotation, cellular component: plasma membrane. The record is from RefSeq and is a predicted model, not a curated record. The coding region runs from base 120 to 2726 and encodes 868 amino acids.
GAUCCCAUUUCUUUCGGGCGGAUGUUUUCCACUGAGAGCACUUCCGGAUAGCUCCUCUGCUAUCCUCACACUCAAACAGAACCAAUUUCGACUUGUAAAUGUGACAUAGCUGCUUCAAUAUGAUGAACGUUGUGUUAGUAGUCUCUUUUGCUUGUUUUUGGGUGAACGGUGUAAUAACAUCAAGGAUUACCUCGGAGGAUAAUCACGAAAAUGAGCGGGAGUUUGAAACUCUGGACUCCAUGCUGUCGGACUACGAGGUGCUGUCUGUGUCAGGCUUCCAGCUGCACUCUGUGAGAAAGAGGGACGUCCACACCCAGUCCAACCUGGAGCGCCUGGUUAGCUUCAGAGCCCUGCAGAGAAAUUUCAAGCUUUACUUGACCACAAACACUGACCUCUUUACUGACGACUUUAAAGCCGUGUUCGUUGAUAAAAACGGGGAGGAGCAGAAAUACAACGUCUCUCUUCAGAACUAUUUCACUGGACAUGUUGUUGGAGAGGAAAACUCACAUGUGCAGGCACACAUUGACGGAGACGAGUUUUCUGCUCAUAUCCUGAUGGAUGAAGCAGAAUACAACGUAGAGCCCCUUUGGAGGUUCACAAAUUCCCCAGUUGACGGCAGAUUACUGGUCUACCGAUCGCAGGACAUCAAGAACCUGAGCCGGAUUGCUUCUCCUGAAGUUUGUGGCUACAUCCACGCAGAGGCUGACGACCUUUUACCUCAUUCUGCCAGGAGACAGGAAGAACACAAACGUCUGGUUCUUGAAAACGAGCACCAGCACAGAGUGAAACGAGAAGAUCACGACCACAGGAAGAACACCUGCCCGCUGCUGCUGGUAGCAGAUUACCGCUUCUUCGAACACAUGGGCCGCGGCCAAGAAAGCACCACCGUCAACUACCUGAUUGAGCUGAUGGAUCGAGUUGAUGACAUUUAUAGAAACACAACCUGGAAUAAGGAGUUUACAGGCUACGGAGUCCAGAUCCAGCAGAUCAUCAUUAAUAAAGAUCCAACGCAGCCGCCCCCCAACGCCGGUUCUGGAUGGGUCCAUUAUAACAUGAAGAACAGCCCUGUGAAGGACCAGGAUGUCUGGGACGUGAAGAAGCUUCUGGAGCAAUUCAGCUCAGAUAUCGCCGAUGCCGCCUCCAAAGUGUGUCUGGCUCACCUGUUCACCUACCAGGAUUUCGACAAGGGGACGCUGGGCCUGGCCUACGUCGCCCCUCCCAGAGCUCAUCCCCUCGGUGGCAUCUGCUCAGAAGCUUACUACCCAUCUCACACCACCAAGAAACCCAGUUACCUCAACACAGGCCUGACCAGCACCAAGAACUAUGGCAAAACUAUUCUCACAAAGGAAGCGGACCUGGUGACCACUCAUGAGCUGGGCCAUAACUUCGGAGCAGAACACGACCCCGACAACAACGACUGCGCUCCCAGCGACGAGAAAGGCGGCAAGUUUGUCAUGUACCCCAUAGCUGUCAGCGGAGAUCAUGACAACAACAAGCGUUUCUCCAGAUGCAGCAGAGACUCGGUGGCAAAGACGUUGAGCCUGAAGGCUUCGAAAUGCUUCAAGGAGAGGAACAGUAAAGUUUGUGGGAACUCCAGAGUGGAGGAAGGAGAAGACUGUGAUCCUGGGCUCCUACAUCUCAUCAAUGACAGCUGUUGCACUCCAGAUUGCAAGUUCAAACCUGGUGCUAUUUGCAGCGACAGAAACAGCCCCUGCUGCAGGAAAUGCCGGUAUGAGGCAGCAAGAACAAAGUGCCAGGAGCCCAUCAGUGCCACCUGUAAAGGGAUGUCUUUCUGCACAGGUAACAGCAGCGAUUGUCCGCCGCCUGAAAAUGCUCCUGACAACACGGUGUGUGUGGACAAAGGCCGCUGUCGCAACGGAGAGUGUAACCCGUUUUGCGAGGCGGAGCAGAAACUACAGUCAUGCGCCUGCAACGAGACGAGUGAUUCCUGCAAGGUGUGCUGCAAGAAAGACGGGAUCUGCUCGCCGUUCACGCAGAAAAACGGCACUUUCCUUUUCCUUCGCAAAGGCAAACCCUGCACUGUGGGCUUCUGUGACGGGAACGGCAAAUGCAUGAAGCAGGUGCAGGAUGUAAUAGAGAGAUUGUGGGAUUUCAUUGACAAGCUGGACAUCAACACGUUUGGGAAGUUCUUGGCUGAUAACAUCGUGGGGUCAGUCAUUGUGUUUUCCCUCGUUUUCUGGAUUCCUCUCAGCAUCCUGGUUCACUGUGUGGACAAACGGCUUGAUCAGCAGUUUGAAGAAAACGCAAAGAUUUACUUUGCUCCCAGCCAGAUGGUGGAGGUUUGUAAUAAAGCUCCUGCUGCAGACUCAAGACAUGCUGAGCAACCUCGAGUCAACGUCUGUGCGCAUCGUCAAGCAUCAUCAGCCUCCCUCCUCCUCCUCCGCCGGCCGGACCGCCCCCUUCUUCCAGCCCCCACAGCCGCCGACCCAGGUCCGGCCGCCGGCCCCGGCCGCGGCCAGCAGUACCCAGGGCCCCGGCCCGAGCUGCGGCACCAGCCAGGGCAGCGCCGCGGACCUGCGGAUGGCCACCAUCCCGGAGGACACCAGCAACGACUCUCACCUGGCCGAGGAGGCGCGGCCGCGCGAUUUCACAACCGCAGGAGUCUCCUCGUCGGCUACGAAAUCCUCCUACGAGGAUCUGACCGAGCAGAACCCAUCAGCGAAGGAGCGGCGGCGCCUCCAGAGGCAGGAGCGCCUCGAAAGUAAGGAGACAGAGUGCUGAGAGAAUAAUGGCGCCGCCGCCAUAUUGAUUUAGAAAACCUCAAAAAAACACGUGGAAUCAUGUAGGUUAGAUUUGUUGAACGGAACCACUUCUUUGAAGCUGUGGGUUCCUUUUCUGUGCCUUUUUAAGAUCUGGUGUAUUUUGAGGGAUUAAAACGGAAGAGCAUUAUGGCCGCUGGGCGAAUAAAAGGAAUUCUGACUUUAAUGUGAAGAGAUCAAAAGUCAGAAUAUGUGAAAUCAGAAUGCUAAUCUAAAAUAGUUGGAAUUGUGAGAUCAAAAGUCAGAAUUCUUCUUUUUGUUUGGUUUUAUGUUUUUUCAGUGGCCCUUUUCCUUUUCCGUAGAUUAAGGACCAGAUUUUGGACAACCUGUCUCUAAACCUUUACACAUUUCGUCCCAUCAAAACCACAAGCUUCGAUAUGUUUUACUGGGUUUUUAUAUGACAAACCAACACUAAAGGAUGCAUCAUUGUGAAGUUUUAUAAAAAUAAUUUGAAUAAUAGAAAAAGUGUUGUAUCCAUGUGUGUUCAGCCAGUGAUAAUUGUGAAAGAGUUAACCUAAAACAAGCUGCUGUAUGUUCUGGAAAAGUCACACUCAGUUUUGUCUGAUUUCAAGUGUACGAAGAUGUUUUCACCAGACUAAAAAUACUUGGUAAGAUUUUCAAAGAUUUUCUUUUUGCAGUCAAAGUGCUUCACAAAAACACAAACAUAAAAACAAGAAGACACAAGUUGACGGAAAAUGUAGCAGUCUAGUAAAAAAGUCCUUUAAAAUAAACUUUGUCACACCUGACUGAUCUUUAGCUACUUUCCAAAGAACAGGCAGAAAGUCCUGUCCCCCGAUGUGAAAUGCUGGUGGGCAUGUUUAUGAAUAUAAAUGCAUGCCACACUUUUCAGAUUCAUAAAACUUGUCGAUUACAUAAAA